Saccoglossus kowalevskii is the source of this 759-nucleotide messenger RNA. RefSeq names its product versiconal hemiacetal acetate reductase-like. NCBI's taxonomy places the organism in Eukaryota, Metazoa, Hemichordata, Enteropneusta, Harrimaniidae. The record is from RefSeq and is a predicted model, not a curated record.
AUGCAGCUGCCCGGUACAGCGCACUUUGUUGCAGCACCGGGAUCACCUACAGGAACUGGAGAGCUCCACUGUUGGGAUCCUGGUACACCAAUAGAAGAAACAUUAAGAACUCUUAAUGAUUUAGUAAGGUGUGGAAAAGUACAUUAUAUUGGUGUAAGUAAUUUUACUGGAUGGCAGCUACAGAAAACAAUCAUGUUAUCAGAAUUCAUGGGUUUGAAUAGAAUUGUCAGUCUUCAGCAAGAAUACAGCCUGCUUUGUAGAGCUACGGAAUGGGAAUGUGUUGAAGUUUGUAGAAAUGAAGGAAUUGGAUUAAUACCAUGGGGUCCACUAAAGGGCGGGUGGCUCACAGGAAAGAUAAGAAGAUCUAAAGCACCUCCUGAUGGUAGUCGGGUAUCUUUUGCAGAGUCUCAUCCUGGCAUUUAUUAUAGAGGAAUGUCUCACCCAAACUACUCAGAUUUUGCCAAUGAACGUGUAUGGAAUUUACUGGAUGUGAUGGAACAAAUUGGCACUAUGCAUGGUAAAACCAUUGCCCAAGUUGGUCUACGUUGGUUGCUUCAAAAGGAUUUCAUUCCUUCUGUCAUAGUUGGUUGUAAAACACUGAAACAGUUGGAAGAUAAUAUUGGUGCAGGCAGAGGGUGGAAACUUACAAACCAACAGGUAGAAGAAUUAAAUGCAGCGAGUGCUGUUGAAGUUCCACUUCCAUAUGGAUAUAUUGAAAAUAUAUUCAGUUCCAGAAAGAGAACUAGUAUUUGUAAAUGA